Molecule: messenger RNA, 3571 nt
Organism: Teleopsis dalmanni
Lineage: Eukaryota; Metazoa; Arthropoda; Insecta; Diptera; Diopsidae
Product: 26S proteasome non-ATPase regulatory subunit 2-like
Exons: 5
Coding region: 101-3556 (1151 amino acids)
Biological process (GO): regulation of protein catabolic process; proteasome-mediated ubiquitin-dependent protein catabolic process
Cellular component (GO): proteasome storage granule; proteasome complex; proteasome regulatory particle, base subcomplex
Molecular function (GO): enzyme regulator activity
Source: RefSeq, a predicted model, not a curated record
UCAUCAAUUUUGUAUAAUAAAGCAAUCAAGUUUAUAUCAAAGGUUCUAAGGAAAUUUUAAGAGUGAUAAAGCGAAAUUUCGAGAGAAAAUCUAGUUAAAAAUGUCUUGGCAAGAAGAAAAAGCAGUUGAAACUCUUGCAAUACAUACAAAUAAAGGUGAUGUGGAAAUGGAAAAUUGCUCAAUGGAACUGGAGAAGGAUGAGAUGCUGUUACAACAUGAAUUAGAAUCUAUUAUAAUAGCUCUGAAAAAUCCAUUAAAUAUAUCAUAUAAGCAGUUACUUGAGAGACUGGCCUAUUACAUACGCGCCUCUACCGUGACGAUGACUUCUGUUCCCAAGCCACUAAAAUAUUUAGCUCCCCAUUAUGAGACUAUGAAGGCGGUGUUUGAACUUAUUAUUGAUCAAGAUAGUCGUGAACUUUUUGCUGAAAUUUUAUCCGUUCUAUCAAUAACUUCAAAACGUGAACAAGAUUGCCUUUUGUAUCGCCUGAAAUGUAAUGCAAAUAGCAGAAUCACCGAUUGGGGUCAUGAAUAUGUGCGUCAUUUAUCUUUUCAAAUUACACAUGGUUAUUUUCAAACGCCAAGCGUAAAACGUUUACAACUUAUAGAACUGGUUAAGCAAAUUGUAGUUCAUAAUUUGAAACAUAAUGCCGAGAUUGAAACAUGUGAUCUCCUAAUGGAAAUUGAUCAUUUACAUCUUCUACAUGAUUAUGUAGAUAGUUCAUCAUUUCCACGCGUUGCACUUUAUUUGCAGUCCUGUCAUUCCUAUGUUACAGAGCCGGAAAAAAAACUGGCACUAAAUACAUUAUAUAAAUUAACUCGUAAAUUCAAAAAUGCUUCACAGUCCAUGUUUUGUGCCUUUCUCCUGAAUGAUAUAGACAAAGUGAAGGAAGUGUUUAACGAAACUAAAGACUACACUGAACGUCAACAACUGGCUUUAAUGUUGGCACGUCAACAAAUAUGCCUAGACUUGGACUUAGAAGAAUCGGAUAAUGAAGCACUUGUAGAAAUUAUGUCAAAUGGAAAUUAUAGUAGAUAUUUCCUAAGUUUUGCUCACGAGCUUGACAUAAUGGAACCAAAAACACCUGAUAACAUAUACAAAACUAAUUUGGAAAGUACCAGAACAUUGUUGCAAGUUAGAAAAAUUGAUUCAGCUAAGCAAAAUCUUGCUGCUAGUUUCGUGAAUGGUUUUGUAAAUACCGGCUUUUGUGUAGAAAAAUUACUCUCAGAAGAUGGUAACAAGUGGAUAUAUAGAAAUAAGGAUCAUGCGAUGUUGUCAGCAACUGCUUCAUAUGGCUUGGUAUACUUAUGGGAUAUUGAAGGGGGUUUGACAAUGCUGGAUAAGUAUAUGUACUGCGAACAGGUGUACAUUAAGGCUGGUGCGUUACUUGGUUGUGGAAUUGUAAAUUGCGGCAUAAACAGUGAAGUAGAUGCAGCUCAUGCACUGUUAUCUGAGCAUGUGGCAUCAAAAGAACAGCCUAUAAAAGUUAGUGCAAUUUUCGGUUUAGGCCUUGCUUAUGCUGGUUCAAAUCGCAACUUAGUUAUUAAAACAUUGAAAUCUGUAUUUGAAAAUAUGAUGGAACCUUGUAUGGAAGUGUUAGGUAUUACCGCUUUAUCAUUGGGAUUAGUAAGUGUUGGUUCAUGCAAUGUGGAACUUACUGAACUUCUCUAUCGUAUCAUAAGUAAUUUACCGAUCAGGGAAGCAGAAAACAGUUUUUCACGUUUUUUGUGGUUGGCUCUAGGUUUAAUAUAUUUAGGCAAACAAAAAUCUGCUGACGCACUUAUACAAAGAUUAGAAAAAUUACAACAACCCUUUAAAUCUCUAACAACUACUACAGUUGAAAUUUGUGCUUAUGCUGGUACCGGGAAUUUGCUUAAAAUUCAAAAACUAUUGCAUAUAUGCUUAGAACACUACCCCUCAAAGCAUAAAUCCUGUAAAGAGAAAAUCGCCAAACAACCCACAGACAACAAAGAUGAACGCGUUGAACAUGAUGCCCGAAAAGUUAAAACUAAACAUAGACGACAUGAUAAGGACAAGAAACAGAGUAAGAAAAAUGAUGUCCUCAUAGAUAUGACCAUAAAUGUUUUGUAUAUGGAAAAUAAAAAUAAUGCUGAGAAUAAUACAGAGGAACUCCAAGGUUCAAAAGAAAAAAUUAUAACGAAAACUGAAGCCAGUACACAGACAGACAAUGUGGCCGUUAUUAAGGAAAACGAAGAUGUAGUUGAAUGCAGGGUUGGUUUAGAAACUGAAAAUAAUGAUAUAUAUGAAAUUAUUACAGCUGAGAAUGAUACAGAGGAACUCCAAGGUUCAAAAGAAAAAAUUAUAAAGAAAACUGAAGCUUGUACACAGACAGACAAUGUGGCCGUUAUUAAGGAAAACGAAGAUGUAGUUGAAUUUCGUUUAGAAGACAAUAGUGGAAGAAAAAUUGAAGUUAGUACACAAACUGAUACAGUGAUGAAAGUCAAUGCCAGUACUGAUAUGGAAAAAUUUGAGGAGAAUGUCAAGGAAAAUGCGCAACUCGUUACAGAAUGUACAGAAAACAAAAAAGCCUUGCUUUCUGUACUAGUUAACAACCAAGGAGUUCAAACUAUGCCUCAAACAAAGGACGUCAACAAAUUUCAAACAAAACUGGAUGAAAAAAUUAAGAAAGUAUAUGAAAAGAAAAAAAUAGAAAUGGAAGAUAAGAUUCAUAAAACAAUAGAGGAAAAGAAGAAACUAAAGCAAAAACAUGAAGCCAAAAAACUGAAUCAGAUCAGAACCGAUCUUUCAUCUUCUCAAUCAAUAACGGUCGUGGGAAUAGCCUUAAUUGCAAUGGGUGAAGAUAUCGGCAUUGAAAUGAGCACCCGUAUGUUCGGAAUUCUUUUGCGAUAUUGCGAACCAUGUGUACGAAGAGCCGUUCCACUUGCAAUUGGAUUGUUAUAUGCAUCAAACCCUAAAAUGAUAAUACUUGAGAUGUUGAGUAAAUACUCACAUGAUAGCGAUACCGAUGUGGCACAAAGCGCCAUCUUUGCUAUGGGUCUUAUAUGCGCAGGAACUAAUAAUGCACGCAAUGCUGCCAUGUUACGUCAGCUAGCUCAAUAUUAUGCUAAAGUACCAAGUACCCUAUUUAUGGUGCGUAUUGCACAGGGACUCAAUCAUCUUGGUAAAGGAACUCUAACACUUAGCCCGUAUCAUAGCGAUCGACAAAUAAUGAAUCCUAUGGCUGUAGCUGGUUUAUUAACUAUUCUAUUUUCUUUAUUAGACACCAAAAAUUUGAUAAUGGGACACUCACAUUACUUACUGUAUGCACUUGUUCCUGCUAUACAAUCCCGUAUGUUAAUGACAUUUGAUGAAAACAUGAAUCAACUUCAAGUGUCAGUUCGCGUUGGGAUAGCAGUGGAUACAGUUGGUCAGGCCGGUAAUCCAAAGUUAAUUACAGGUUUUCAAACUCAAACCACACCAAUUUUGCUAUCAAUGGGAGAGCGCGCCGAACUUACCACAGAUGAAUAUAUAUCUUUGAGUGCAGUUCUAGAAGGAUUUGUCAUUUUACGUAAAAAUCCAAGUUAUAUGGAUAUAUAAUUUAUUCUAUUACAA